Chlamydomonas reinhardtii is the source of this 8719-nucleotide messenger RNA. RefSeq lists its product as uncharacterized. Bases 143 to 6895 code for a protein of 2250 amino acids. Gene Ontology annotation, biological process: double-strand break repair via homologous recombination; protein deubiquitination. The record is from RefSeq and is a predicted model, not a curated record. The transcript is spliced from 17 exons. Gene Ontology annotation, molecular function: ubiquitin binding. Lineage: Eukaryota; Viridiplantae; Chlorophyta; Chlorophyceae; Chlamydomonadales; Chlamydomonadaceae.
CCUGGUGGUGAUCUCAAAUAACAGCGCCAUCUCAAAUGGCGGCUGCAUUUAUGCUGACAGUAUCGGCUCCGUUAGCCUGUCACGCUCGGUGGAAGUCAGCGGGAAUAAAGCGCAAGGCGGCAGCGGUGGAUUUGCAGCAUCUAUGGGCUACACGAGUGGCGUCCAGCGCAGCAUCGCAGUGCAGGACAGUCACAUCCUCGCAAACUCCGCGGCGCAGGGUGGCUUCGCCUUCUAUGCUGACAGUGUGGAAUUCCAGGUGUCCGGAUCAGCGGCAGUCAUCGCGUCCAAUGCAGCAGACAACGGAAAUGGGGGCGUCAUCAGCUCACAAGGUGACAUUGCCAUGACUUUGAGCAGCGGCGCUGUUGUACGACAUAAUGCAGCUAGAGGUUCAGGAGGAGUGGCUUCUGCUGGCGGAGGGCAGCAGUCAUCACUCACCGUAGACAGUGGCGCACUGGUGUUUGGGAACUCUGCUCAGCUUGAUGGUGGCGUUAUGGACGCCGCCCACAUGUCAAGCUUCAUUGUCGGGAGCGGCGCCAAGGUUGCUAACAACACCGCGGCACGGGAUGGGGGAGUUCUGGCGGUGAUGGACUUGCUGCUCGUGGAUCUACAGCAGGGCGAGCUCUCAUCAAACCAGGCCACGCGCAACGGCGGGAGCAUCCUGGCUUCUCAAGCACUGAGCAACUUUACGAUCGGCCCCACCUGCAUGGUCCGCGGGAACCGAGCCGGCAGCAACGGAGGAGUGCUGAGCUGUGGCGAGUCGGCCUCCUCACGUUGGGUGCAAACCAGCCAGCAGCCGCCGCCGCCCAGUCGCGUAAAAGGGGGCAGUAGCAGCAGCAGCGGCAGUAGCAGUGGCUUAGGUCUGAUGCUCAUUGUCGGCAUCGUGGAUGGAAAUGCGGCCGGCAAUGAUGGUGGACUUGUGUGGGCGUCACAGCUUGCAACCAUGCAAGUAGCGGGGGGCGCAAACAUCACCCGCCAGCAAGCGGGCCGCCACGGGGGCGUCCUAUUCGCUGGCAGUGUAGGACUGCUGCGCGCAGCCUCAGCUUUCUUCUACAGCAAUGUGGCAGGGCUGGGUGAUGGCGGCGUCGCAGCCGUCAGCCGCCUGUCCAACCUCACAAUCAAAGGAGCCGUGUUCGCACAGAACCGGGCGUGGCGCCACGGCGGCGUGCUUUCGUAUGGCAGCGAUUACGCCAUCGCUCGUGACGGUGCCUCUGCGUUGGCAGCCACGAGCUACUGGAGGUUUGAGGACACAGCUUUGCUCGGAAACCAGGCACUUAAUGGCGACGGUGGCGCCAUGUGCGUUCAAGCUGAGCAGCAGCAAGCGACGUUGAACGUCAUCGUGGACUUCGUACGCGUCCGCGCCCGUAAUUGCUCAGCUGGGGCGGACGGCGGAGCUAUUGCGCUGUCUGGCGGCGCCCUGCUGCGCAUCGCCGACUCGGUCCUCGAGGGUUCUAGUGCUGGCGCCCUGGGCGGGGCGGUGGCGACCGCGGCUGGGUCCAACCUGCUAGCAGUCAACACCGCGUUCGCGGGAAAUGCCGCCAAGUUUGGCGGUAGUGUGGCACUAGACGUGACGGCUUCUGGAGUCAUUAGCAGCGCAGCUGUGGCAGCAGGAGUGGCCUAUUCAGAAACGGGCCGCAGAUGUCAGGACCAGCCGGGCGCUGAUGCAGCGACGGCCAUUUUUUGCAACUGCAGCAUUACAGGCAGUGUUGCGUCUCAGGACGGCGGGGGAAUGUAUAUGCAGGUACCGCAGUCGCUAGGUGGUACCGCAGCGGCAGGAGCAAUAGAAGGGAAUUCCUCAGCAGCGCUUCGCACAACGGUAUUGGUGGGCGGCGGUUCGCGGCUUGAGGGAAACUCCGCGCAGUCUUCAGGCGGCGCCAUUGCAGCUCAGAUAGCGGCGGUAGUAGUAGUGGCGGCGGCGGCACAGCAGCAGCAGCAGCAGCAGCAGCAGCAGCAGCAGCAGCAGCAGCAGCAGCAGCAGCAGGUAUCUGCGAGCUUGCCCACAGCAGCUGGAAAUGGCAGCCGAAGGCGAGCAGUGCUACUGGGAGCGGACACCACUGCUGGCAGCAGUGCCGCCGCCAGCAGCAACGCUGACACCGGCGAAACGCCGCCGCAGCUCCUUCUGCAGGGGGUGGACCUGACAGGCAACUCCGCCGAACUGCUUGGAGGCGCAGUGCUCCUUUCCGGCGCAGCCAUGGUGGGUGAGCGGCUGAUGCUCGCAGACAACACUGCCGGUGGAUCUGCUGCUAUUACUGCGGCUGCUGCCGAUGCCGCCACUAGCAGUGGCAGUAGCGCUGCGGCGGCAACCGGCGGUAAAGGCAUGGGCGGCGGGAUUGCAGUUGUGGGCGCGACGGCCAGCCUUGUACUACGCAACACCAGCAUAAGCCGCAGCGCAGCACUCCAGGCGGGUGGUGCAAUCUAUGGCAGCGGGUGCAGAGCGUUGUCACUGUUGGGCUCUGCUGUCCUGGACUCGGCUGCAGUUCGCGGUCCGGGAGGCGGAGUCUUCGUGGUGGGUUGUAGCUACGUCACGCUGCAAGGGUCCCGCGUGGCAGGCUGUAGCAGCACAGCCGGCGGCGGCGCGUGCCUGUACAGCAAUGAGGCGGCGGCGGCGGCAGCUGGGUACACCAGUAGCAGCGGCAGCAGCAGCUACAUGCUAGUCAUCAUCAAUAGCACUGCCUUCAGUGAGAACUCGGCGCUCACUCUCGGCCGCACCGGCGGCCCGCCUGCCCUGGGCAUUGUUGACGUAACAGGUCGGGGUAUGGGCGGGGCUCUGCACCUGGGCGGCGGCGUGGCGGCGCUCAUUCGUGGGGUGGACUUCGCUGGCAACACGGCUGCAGGCGCGGGGGCCAGCAUUUCGUCCACGCAGCGUUGCGAUGGAGGCAGCACGGCGGAAACAGCAGCAGCAGCAGCGGAAGCAACCCUGUGGCUAGGGCUCCUCAAGCCGGAUUUGCAGGAGCAGGAUGCUCGGGCUGCAUUGGAAGGGUGGGGUAGAGCCCGAUGUGCGCUGCUGGGUAUCGUAGAUGUCAGGUUAGUGGCGGCGCAGCAGCUGCCCCCCAACGCGACCCGAACACUUGGUGAUGCCGCAGCAGGCGGCCAAGCGACGCUGGCGGCGCGUCGAUCAGCUGCGUCAGCAGCAGCCGGCCAGCACCUCUGGCUGGCAGAUCCCUUUGCAAGCGCCGUAAAGGUGUCCUGCCGGCAGCGCGACAGCAACACCGCGCCCGCCGAUAGCGGCAAUGGGCGCAUUGGCAGUACUGCCGGAUUUCCGGCCCUGACCGUAGACAGCAACGGGAACAUGGGCAGCCAGGCUAGCUCGGCGUCGCGAGCACAGGCCAUCCUCCAGCUCCGCAGCAGCUUGGAGGCCUGUACGGCGGCGCCAGCCGUUCAGCAGCCGCAGGCCGAUGGAGGGGUUGCUGGAGGCAACGUGGAACUUCUCUUCCUCACGCCUGAGGCCGUGCGGCUGUCGCUUGUAGAGCUUGAUGCGCAGCAGAGAGAGACGGCCGUCAGCGGUCAGGAAGCCGCAAUAAAACUCUGGCCUCCGCCGCCGUCGACGACGAUAACGGACGGAACCAGCAGUGCUGGAGCAAGCAUGGGCAUCACGAAUAGCAGUAGCAGCAACAGCAGCAGCAGUAGCAGCAGCAGGAGUAGCCGGCUCAGCCUUCCAACGGGCGCACGGCUGCGGCUGGUGGCAGAGCUGGUCAACGCGGCGGGCGAUGUCGUGCUCGGCUACCCGCCCGUGAUGCUGCGGCUUACCCUGGAGCCUGCGGCCUGGGUCCGGCUGCAGCCUCAGGUGGAUGCCGUCACAGACCAGGGCACGGGCCAGGCACAAUGGAGCCAGGUGGUGGUUCACGGCUGGCCGGGUGACAGCUACACGCUCCGUGUGGAGGCGGUGGGAAUUACGGGUACUGGUGCUGCUGGUGCGUCUGGCGGCGAUGAUGCAACUAGCCAGCUGUUGGCGGCAGCCGUGCUGCCCGUGACGCUGCUGCCAUGCGCCCAAGGCGAAGAGAUUGACAACGGGGCCUCAGCGCUCGCGCCACCCUUGACCUCCUGCCGCCAGUGUAGCUCCGAGCAGUACAGUUUGUGGCGCGACUUGCGUGCAGCCGCGCUCUCCGGCACCAACCUGACAGCAGCAGCCGCGUGGCAGCCCCCGGCCGGUGCACAGUGCAGCUCGUGCCCGGCUCAGGCUACAUGCACUGGUGGAGCCGUGGUGGUUCCAAAGCCGGGGUUCUGGCACUCCUCCCCACAAUCAACGCUCAUGCAUCGCUGCCCCAACCCGGAUGCAUGCGACCCCAGGCCGUUCAGCCCCGGCAGCGAGGCGGCGAAGCAGUCGGCAGCCGCAGCAGCGCGCUUUGGCGCGCAGCAGGUCAACGCGCCACUGCUAGUGUGUCAGGAGCGCUGGUACGCUUCCCUGGCGCCGGGGUCAGACGUGCUGCAGCAGCUGCAGCAGGCACGCGCACGUCUGAGCCUCAGCAACAGCACAAGCAGCGGCGGCGGAAGUAACAACAUAGCAGCAGUGAACGGAAGUACUGCUGCUGGUGCUGACGUUGCGCGACUUGAGGACGUGUGCAUUUUGUGGCCAUCCCCAGACACAGAGGGUGACGAUCACUUGUUUUACGUCAACCGGCAGUGUGCGGAGGGCUACUCGGGCCGCCUGUGCGCCACGUGCCUUCCAUACCUCUACUUGUCAAAUGACUUUGAAUGCCAAGCCUGCCCGUCCCUGGGUCUGAACCUGUUCCUGGGCUUGCUGGCCUUUUUGGCAAACGUGGUGCUCAUGCUCUACACGAGCUGGACCGCGUACACGAAUGAGGACGGAGUCGCAGCAGCAGCAGCAGGGCAGCUCCAAGCUGGCGGGGUUGCUGGGGGAGCCGCAGGACGGUGGCGGAAGGAGGAGGAGGAGGAGGAGGAGGAGGAGGUCGGUGUGUCUGAGAAGCUCAAGGUCAUUAUUGUGCACGUGCAGUAUUUUAUAAUCAUCACGCGCCUCAAUCUCAACUGGCCGCGUGUCAUCCACAAGCUGGCCGCCGGCUUCGGCACUCUGACGGGCGCCAGCAACUUCGUCACCUUCGCGCCGUCGUGCUUCUUCCCCGAGUACGCGAGCAGCGGGCAGGCGCGCGUGACGGUCUUCUACUCGCUGGCGGUGCCGUGCCUGUCGGUGCUGCUGUGCCUGGCGCUGUGGGCGCUCAGGUACCAGUGGUUCAACCAGUCGCGCAUUAGGCGGAUCAAGGGGCGCCGCUACGACGUAGACAGCACCGCGGAGGGCCGCCGCCGCCGCGGCAGCGUGCAGGCAAUGGAUCUGGCGGUACUGGCGUCCGCCGCGGCGCCGCCAUCAGAGCCGGGCGGCAGCAGCAGGUGGCAGAAUAGCGUGUACGCCGGCGGCCGCAGCGGUGGCAGCGGCAGCGGCGGCGGUGGUGGAAGAGGAAGCGCAGCGGGAAGCGUGGGGAGUGAUGGGGGAAUUAAGGGAGUGGAGGCCGCAGGGUGCGCCGCGGCGGCGGCUGGUAGGCAGCCUGCUUCAUCGUGGCGUGGUGACGCUGGGACGCUAGUGACUACGGCUGCCGCCCGCGGCGGCGCAGAUGGGCUUUCAGCAGCCUAUGCAGAAGCGGAGCUGCGGAUAAGCUGCGGCCCUGCUGACGCCUCUGAUGACUCAUCACCUUUGGCAGCAGGAGACAGCAUACACGCAGCAGAAAGUGCUGUUGCAUCAGCGGCGUCAUCAAUGCCGCCGCCUCCACCACCUCCCCCCGCACCCCCACCACCGCCGGCUCCGCCGGUCGCGCCCCUGCUGCCUGCUAGCGAGUCGGGAAAGUCGCAACCACCGGCGGCGCGCGCGGAGCGGCAACCCACAACGGGCGCAGACUCCCGCUCGUCAAGAGCAUCAGCUCCAUGGCACAGCAGCAGCACCAGCGCCCUGCGGGCGAUGAUCAGCAAGCUCCGCGCCAGCCACACCGGGUCCGGCAUGAGACACCUGGACCAAUCCGUGAGGCUGCCUGGCCAGCUGUUGAUUGUGUUGCUAGUGGGAGUGUUCAUUCUGUACCCGGGGCUGGUGCAGGCCUCGCUGUCCAUAUUCGCAUGCCGCACUCUGGACGACGGCUCAGGGCCCUACCCCGAGGCCCAGACGGCGACGUGGGGCCCGGGCUACUGGACGAUGGACAUGCAGCAGCGCUGCUAUGCCGACACGCACACCUCGCUGUUCCUCCCCCUGGGCGUUGUAACAGUGCUCGUGUUCUGCAUCGCGCCGCCCCUGGCGUUCUUUGUCAUUCUGUGGCGUCAACGCCGUCGCCUGAACGAAAAUCACACGCGGCGUGUGUACGGCUUCCUUUAUAACAGAUACCGGCGCACCUACUACUUCUACGAGGGUGUGCGGCAGCUUCAGACCCUGGCGCUGGUGUGUGUGAAUGUGUUCGGCUACACAUUGCCCGUGGACCGGCAGGCGCUGCUGCUGCAGGCCAUCCUGGUGGCCAUAGGCGCAAUGAACAUGACCACCAACGCGCUGCGGGCGCGGGUGCUGGCCGCGAUGGAGUUCCUGUCGCUGUGCGUCCUGGUGCUGACCAUCAACCUGGGCCUCUUCUUUGCAGUGGAAGGCGGCGGUAAGGAUGCAGCGACAUCAGGCACCAGCGAACAGGUAGUGGAGAACACGGUGGGCAUCCUCAUCAUCCUGUUCAACGCCGGCCUCGUGGUGGGCUUUGUGGCGCUCAUUGUCAGGUCGGCCCUGCCCCGGGCCGGGGGGCUGGGCGUGAGGCUGAAGAGCCGCCUGAGCAGCGCGGGAGGCAGCGCCCGGCACUGGAUGCGGGAGACGUCCGCUGGCCUGGCAGCAGCGGACUGCUGCAGCAUGCCGGCGGCGGCGGCGCCUUGGCGCGCGAAGAAAAGGCGCGCGCACGCAGCAGUGGAAGGCGAGGAUGUUGAGGUCACUUGACGUCAACAAAGCUCCAAACGCAUGAUGAGGGCCUGGCUGGGUUACACGCGUCAACUUAGCGCACGCGCUCUGUGUAUGAUGCGGGUGAGGCCCCGCCGGCGGCUGGUGUGGGCACGAGAAGAAUUAAAUUGCAUGGGUAAGCUGCACGCACUGUAUGUCACUCGGCCAGAGUUUGGCACAGCUGGCGGUAGGCCCUCUUCUGACAGGGGCCCGGCACGCAACAGUCGCAGCCCACCGUGCAUACGCAUCUAUUUCCUUUCUUGGGUUUCCUCGCCCGCACCAUGGCACUUGCUCAUCCCAGCGUGCGGCACAUGCGUCCUAGGCCUGUGUAUGUGUGUGUAAUAACAGUAUUGAUGGUCGUGUGUGGACAGGUUGUGGGCACGUGCGUGGCAUGCAUAGUGUACAGAUUGCGGGCAAAGCAUCGUACGCGCUAAUGAGACGUGUGUCGUACAGUAAUCGUUUGAAUGUGCAUGAUGGAGGCUGGUUAAUGCUGCAUGGGGCGUUGCACGUGCAGGGGCAUUAAUCAAUGCGUGCGGUGUACAUGGGCAUGGUUUUGUUUCUUGCAACGCAAUCCAGGGUGCAAAAGGCGAUGGGACAGUGAUGUACCGGUACUAAGAUUGUUGAAUCUGCCCAUGCAUGGGAGCCUGACGGGAUGAGGGGACAUAUGCACACGGGCCUCACUGGCCUGGUGGUGGGCUUCAUGGCAUUCAACUGCACCCUUGCCAUUUCCCAGACAGGCCCGGGAAAUUGGAACAUCACACGCUAUCCUGCGUCUUUCCGUUCUUGUGCUUUCUAACACACAGGACCACCCCUGCAAAGGAGGCAAGCUAGGAAGUGCAUGGGAAAGGCAUGUUGCUGUGCAGACGCGGAUACAUGUGAUCACUUUCCUUAGCAUGUAUGAGCGGGUGCGGUGUGCAUACAAUGAACGUAUGUUCAGGAUGUCAGGGCGGCAGCAUCAAGCCCCCACAUGUGGUCGAGCGGAAAGAUGCUGGGCCAAGGCUGGACUGGUAGAUGGGGUAAUAUAACUUUCAGUUAUGUCCUUUGUACCACGACAAAACCCGAGGCCCGGGCCGGGGCGGCCCUUAUACGGUAAUGCCAACAGAUGCUUAAUUGCUGCCUUGCUGGUCCUUUGUCCAGUAUUUCUCAUGCCGGUGUGAAUGCUCCUCAUCAGACUAUUGGUGAUUAGACGGAAGCUGGGUGCAGCUGCGAGCAGUGGUGCCACUGUUGAUAGCCACUGCAUCACCCUACUCGGACCUCAAGCUGCACUUGAGCAGCUGUGGCAGCAGCCAUGGCGGCAAUGCAAUGCCGCUCGAUGCGCUGACAUGCGGGGGUUCUGGCGAUGCCUUCUGCCACGUGUGCCUGCGACGGCGGCUGCCCAGUGGCAUGCGCAUGUCUUGCAAGGCGUGUGGGUAAACGAAUCAAGUUGGAAUGCGUUGAGUUUCUGUCCACCGGGGUACUGUGGGCACUGCUUCUGCUGUGCUCGCUAUAUAUGCCAUGCCACCCAUGUGCACUCUAUCUGCUCGAGCCCAAAUGACGUCGUGCUCUUCUCCAAUAAGCAUUUCGGUUCGUCUUCGUUAAUCUGGUACGGAACAUCCGAACGUGCGUAACUGUGCAGGGUGCUUCAAUCCGCGAUUGGGCCGCGGAUCCAGGGACGCAACGGUCCCGAAUCCCAGUGCAUGGCUGCGGGCUGCCCAGCAUGACGGGGACUUGAGGAGGGCCGGUGAUAAAAACUGGACUGGUCCAUAGUGAGACUGGUCGACUGGAUGGAAGUCCUGUCCUGUGGCGAUACACCCCUGUGGCGAUACACCUUUACCUUUAGAGACC